GAGACAGACAUAGGGCACCAGUGGGGGCACCUACCUGUAGCACCCAUGUCUCCAUCUUGUCUGUGCUGUUUGCUCCUUCUCACCCUCGCGGUGCUUGGGGAAGAAGAAGAUGGACAAAGCAGAGAUGGGAGCCAUUCAGUAGGGGAAAGUUUGGCACCUAGAACCCAACCUGAGGGCCACGGAGCCGAGGGAAAUGAGACAGAACAACCAGAGGCCUCACAAGGAACAGGGGGGGACACAGGAGGUGCUGGGAACCCGACUCCCCCAAAAACUCCAGAGGGAGGUUUGGCACCCAGAAUCCAACCUGAGGGCCAAGAAGCCAAGGGAAAAAGGACAAAACAACCAGGGGCCUCACAGGGAACAGGGGGGGGCACAGGAGGUGCUGGGAACCCGACUCCCCCAAUUACUCCAGAGGAAGAUUUGGCAUCAGCACCCAGAACCCAACCUGAGAGCCACGGAGCCGAGGGACCGGAUUCCGAUCAUCAUGGGGGAAAUUCCCCAUCAACAAGAGGAGACAAAAAUAGGAGCCAAACACCCAAUAAAAAAAAGGCAGGUCAACAGGGGAUCUCACACGGAACAAGGAGUGGUCAUCCUGCUCCUCAUAAUAAUCAUGCUCCUCCUGCUCCUCAUGGUUCUCCUGGAUCUCCUGGUUAUCCUGCUCCUCCUGCUCCUUCUGCUCCAGAGAGUCCAGGAGAAGGUUUGGAACCUGGAACCCAACCUGGGAGCCCUGGAGCCGAGGAAAAUGAGACGGAACAAACAGGGAACCCGCAAGGAUCAGGGGGGGACACAGGAGGUGCUGGGAACCCGACUCCCACAGUUGCACCAGCUCAGUGUCGCCUCUCAGAGAUAAAGGGAAUAAACGGAACUGCAGGAGAGAAGGAACAUUAUGACCCAGGGGAAUCCGUGAGCGUUUGGUGCAGCCCGGGGUAUUACCCCAAUAACAUGACAAUGAGAUGUAUAGGGAAUGGCACGAGCGCCACGUGGGAUGAUCCUAUUCGCUGCACUGAGCAAUGCCGGAAAUCUGCCCUCUCCCUGGGUACAAAUGUGCAGCUUGUUCCACCCCAGGAUUAUUAUCUGCCCAACACUGGGGUAUCUGUGAGGUGCCCAGGGGGGUAUAAACCCUCACAGGACAAUAUAACCUGUAAGGCUGAACAGGAUAAGUCUGUGUGGGAUGUAACUGCCCCCAUUCGCUGUGUGGCACAAUGUGCAAAGCCGACAGCACCGGGAAUAGAAAGUGUUUCCAACCAGAGAGAAUCAAACAGAGAUUAUUAUAACCGGGGAGAAGAGGUGGCGGUGACCUGUAAGAAGGGAUAUCAGUCUGUGUCUCAGAUAAUUAGAUGUAAGAAAACUGACAAGAAUGGUACCCGCAGUAACUGGAAUGUGUCGCUCCCCUGUAUUGAGCUGUGCCCGAAAUCUGCCCUCUCCCUGGGUACAGAUGUGCAGCUUGUUCCACCCCAGGAUUAUUAUCUGCCCAACACUGGGGUAUCUGUGAGGUGCCCAGGGGGGUAUAAACCCUCACGGGACAGAAUAACCUGUAAGGCUGAACAGAAUAAGUCUGUGUGGGAUGUAACUGCCCCCAUUCUCUGUGUGGCACAAUGUGCAAAGCCGACAGCACCAGGAAUAGAAAGUGUUUCCAACCAGAAAGAUUAUUAUAACCGGGGAGAAGAGGUGACGGUGACCUGUGAGACAGGGUAUCAGUCUGUGUCUCGGCCAAUUACAUGUAAAUGGAAUGGUACCCACAGUAACUGGAAUGUGUCGGCCCCCUGUAUUGAACAAUGUGCAAAGCCGACAGCACAAGGAGUCAAUUCAUCUUCUCUGAAGAAACAUUUCUAUGAUGUUGGGGAAUCUGUAACAGUGACCUGUGCCCGAGGGUAUCAGUCUGUAUCUCGUGCCCCCGGGUAUCAGUCUGUAUCUGGGGCAAUUACAUGUGAGACUAAUGGUGGCCGCCCCAAUUGGAAUGUGUCGGUGCCCUGUAUUGCUUUCCAGGUAAAUGUAAGGCGUGUCACUCCCACCAGCAUCUCCCUCCAAUGGGAAUGUCAGCCUGGGCCCUGCCGUUCAUACUGGAGCAUCAGUGUUUCCUAUUGGCCAAAGGGACAAAAAGAGAAGGUGAUACACACAGUGACAGAGGGGGCUACAGUCAGGGGGUUAGAGCCCCACACUGAGUAUAUAAUCACCAUCUAUGGGUACAGACAAGGCAAAUGGACAGAACUGGAGAGAAGAACCAUCAGGACAGAGGAGUCAGCUCCGGGGAAACCGGAUUUUACUCAGGAUCCCAGUAUUAAUAAUAAUACGCUAAAAUGGCGACUGUUAGAGACGCACGGAGUCCUUACUGGGUACCAGCUGAACAUCUCGGCCCAUAGAGAAUACGAUAUUACCUUCAGUGAAACAGAAUCUCAUUGGCUGGGACCCAACGUGACGGAGUUUAAUAUGGAGCUCAAAUACGGAACCAACUACACUGUGACUCUCCGAGGCUUCACUGUAUCUGGGCCCGGGGAACCUGCAGUCUGGGCUCACGAGACUUCUAUAGGAGAACCUCCGGAGCCAAUAAACAAAUGGAUAGGAGUAGCCAACCAAGCCGCCUUCUUUCUACUUCAUUCUGUUCCCUCUCAGCACGGACCAAUCAGUUCCUAUGAGAUAAUCAUCGCCCAGGGCUGGAAUGGGAACCUGAGCCAGAUAUGCACCAGCUACACCAGCACACUGUACAACUCCAGCCAAGUUCCGACUCUGUACACUGCAAUGCUACUCCCAGCUGAGAAUGUUACAGGGAGUAUGAAUGUGACCCUCGGGGAUGGGCGGAACGAUGGCACCUUCUACAAUGCUCCUCUGAGAUCAGAUCAGAACUACACACUCUACGUGAGAGUCACCAGUACAUGGAAGGAGGUGAAUAAAUCGUCCUGCACCAGAUUUGGCCCCUUCCUCAUUGAAGAAAAAUGGCCCCUCCCAGUCCCUGCUCUGAUUGGAGGACUUGCAGGGGGCGGGGCCCUAUUGCUGCUGGUGGCCCUGCUGGCUUUCUGCGGAUUGGUCAGAUCUGCAAAGUGUCGGUCUCCAUUCGGCAAAUCCAAUGGGAUCCCAAUGAGCAACAGGAAUGAGCGGGGGAGGAAAAAGCGAGACAUCCCAGUCGAUGAUCUACUCGAGGUUGUAAAGCGCUUUCGGAAUGAGGAGCUGUUAGUUACUGGGGGGAGUGACGAGGAGAAUUCCAGCCUGUUACUUGUGGGGCGCCCCAAGGAAUACAAGGAACUGCCCUCGGGCCCCUUGUACCCCUGUGCCGCUGCCUCAUCUGAGCAGAACAGAACCAAGAACCGAUACAAAAAGGUUAUUCCUUAUGAUAACUCCCGGGUGAUUCUGCGCUCAGACCCCUCAGGGUCUGGUUAUAUUAACGCCUCCUACAUAGAUGGUUACAGACACCCCAAGUUCUUCAUUGCUACCCAAGGUCCCCUCCCCGAGACUGUGGCCCAUUUCUGGAACAUGGUGUGGCAGGAGAACAGUUCCGUGAUUGUGAUGCUGACGGGGUUGGAGGAACAGAACAAGGUAAAGUGCGAGCGCUAUUGGCCAGAGGAGACACAGACAUACGGGGACAUCAGGGUGUCGGUACAAAGUAGCACCCAGACGGGCGCCCUGGUUACGCGCAGCUUGGCCCUACAGAAGGUGGGGGGCACAGCCCAAAGGACUGUAGAACAUCUGCAUUACCUGCAGUGGCCGGACCAUGGAGUUCCCAAUAAGCCAUCUGGGCUUCUGCAGCUCGUAGAACAGAUGAAUGAGUGCAAGCUCCCCGGGUCAGGCCCAGUAAUUGUGCAUUGCAGCGCCGGGAUUGGUCGGACGGGCACGCUGCUGGCGCUGGACAUACUGCUGAAGCGGGCGCGGGCGGAGGGCAAGGUGAAUGUGUAUGAGUGCACUCUCCAGAUGCGCCGGAAACGCCUCAAUAUGGUGCAGACCCAGGGGCAGUACGUGUUCCUGUAUGACGUGUUGCUGGAGACGCUUGUGUGCGGUGCCACCAGUCUGCCAAUAGGGGGCGUCCAGUCACACGUGUGCAAGAUGGCGGCUCUGGAUCCUGUAACCAAAACAAGCGGCUUCACUAAGGAAUUCCAGGCUGUGGAGAAACUGACAGAACUGUAUAAAAUCUGCUCGUACAGAGAAGCCCAGAAACCCGAGAAUCACUGCAAGAAUCUCGAUUCCGACAUCAUUCCAGGUGAUCACUGUCGCCCAAUCCUAAUGUCUGUGAUGGACCAACAUGGCGCCCCUGGUUACAUCAACGCUGUUUUUGUAAAUUCCAACAGCCAAGAGGAUCUGUUCAUUGUUACUCAGCUGCCCAAUUGGGAGACGCUGGCAGAUCUGUGGUCGCUGGUGUGGGAUUAUAGAUGCACCGCCAUCGUGGUGAUGCACUCGGCGCAGGAAAUACGGGAGCUUUGCCCGCACUUCUGGCCGGAGUCUGGGGAAUCCACUUACAGCAACUUCCGUCUCAGAAAGAUUUCCAGCCUGAGAGACAGCGGGUUCUCUGGGGCGACGCUCCACUUACAGCAUAAGAAAGAGCCCGCCCUGGAGGUGCAGUUGUGGCAUCUGGACUCUUGGCCAAAGGAUAAACCAGUCCCACAGGACCCGGGGGCCAUUAUCAGUCUGAUUGGCAAAGUGGAGCGGCUGCAGAACGGGGAGAGCCAUGUCCUAGUGAUGUGUGGCGAUGGGGCGACCCGGUCAGGCGUGUUCUGUGCUGGUACCGUAAUAUGCGACCAGAUCCGCAGCGACGGCUUCUUAGAUGUCUCCCAGGCAGUGCGAUCCCUCAAGCAGCGGCGCAGCCAACUCAUCCCUAAUGUAGCUCAGUACUCGUUCUGUUACUCGCUGGCUCAGAGUUAUUUGAGUUCCUUCGAGACCUACGGGAAUUUCCAGUAGUCGCCGGGCGGAUACGGGGCGUCGCCUGGAGCUUUCGGCCAAUCGGACACGAGCUUCACUUUGCUGACAUUCAGUACUCGCUGUAUAUAGGGAAUGUAUAUUCCUGACUGACACAGAUACAUAUUUCAGAGAAUGAAGAAAUUAAAUUAAAGCUAUUUUUUUAUUAUUAAUUAUAAGAUAUUGUUGUAAACGGCUUUAACCAAUCAGUGUCUUUGUCUCAUUAAUCCUGUUGCACAAACUUCUUAUUAAAUGAACAGAACCAAA
Molecule: messenger RNA, 5145 nt
Organism: Xenopus tropicalis (tropical clawed frog)
Lineage: Eukaryota; Metazoa; Chordata; Amphibia; Anura; Pipidae
Product: receptor-type tyrosine-protein phosphatase alpha-like
Exons: 36
Coding region: 46-4881 (1611 amino acids)
Cellular component (GO): membrane
Molecular function (GO): hydrolase activity; protein tyrosine/serine/threonine phosphatase activity; protein tyrosine phosphatase activity
Source: RefSeq, a predicted model, not a curated record